GGGGCGGGGCUGACUCUGUGGCUCCGCCGGCCCUCCGUGGAGAGAGCGGGUCCUCCUCCCACCUUGUGCUUCGGCGCCAGGAAUGGCCUGGCCUGAGGGAGAAAAUUCCGCAGUGGAGGAAAGAUUGGACCUGUGUUGAGGUAUCCGGCAGUUGUAGGGGGAACGAUCAUGACACAGUGAAAAGAUGGCAACUAAACUGCUGAGAUUCCUGGCUAGAUCUUCACACAAAACAAGCCACUGCCAACACUUGCAUAAAUAUGGGCUUUCAGCAUCAAGCAACAAUCUUCAAGGGGUGUCAAGCAAUUCUUUAUUAGCAUGUAGAUCCAUCAGUAUGUGCAUUCCAGAGGCAACAACAUCUUGCUUAAGCAGGCUUUGUGUGCAAACCAAGGAAUGGCAGAGACCACAAGCUAAUGUUCCUACUGCAGCAAAGACUGUGAAUUAUUUGAGUAUGCAUGUUUGUCCACCACACAGGGAACAAUUUUGUGCUCUUAAAAACACAAGUUUCAAGCACAAUGCAAAGUGUAUGGGAAAAUUUAUGGAUAUACCAAAUAGACAUUAUUCAGUUUUAUCAAGUAGUAAAAUUAUGCCAAAUCAACAUAUUUUGCCAGCUAAAAGGCUACCAAAAGCAUCGAGGACCAAGCAGCCAUCUAGAGCUAAUCUGCCACUACCGUCUGAAACUGAGGAUCUGAUGCAGUGCACAGCCUUUGCAACAGCAGAAGAAUAUAAUCUUGGUACCCUAUGCCAUGAUCUGACGUCAUAUGGCUAUGUUGAAAUAACAACAUUACCUAGAGAUGCAGCAAACGUUUUGGUGAUCGGUACAGAAAGCUCAGCGAAAGAAUAUGAUCCUGGAAUAAUUUUUUUCUUCAGGGAAGGAUCUGUUGUGUUCUGGAAUGUUGAAGAAAAAACAAUGAAGAGUAUCAUGCAAGUGCUGGAAAGGCAUGAAAUUCAGCCAUACGAAGUUGCGCUUGUUCACUGGGAAAAUGAAGAGAUGAACUACAGAUUAGGAGAAGCACAGUCAAAGCUUCAUAGAGGAGAAAUCCUGAUAAAUUCGGAACUAGAUCCUGAUGAAAUUACUCUAGAGAAGUUUGCUUUUUCAAAUGCUCUUUGCCUUUCUGUGAAGCUGGCAAUUUGGGAAUCAUCAUUGGAUAAUUUUGUAGAAUCUAUCCAGUCAAUACCUGAGAUACUAAAGUCAAGAAGGAAGGUGAAGCUCUCUCAUGCUGAUGUGAUGCAGAAAAUUGGGGAAUUAUUUGCGUUGAGGCACCGCAUAAAUCUGAGUUCUGACCUGCUAAUGACUCCAGAUUUCUAUUGGGAUAGAGAGCAUCUUGAACAGUUAUAUGAUAAAACUUGCCAGUUUCUCAGCAUUAGUCGCAGAGUUAAGGUGGUGAAUGAAAAGCUCCAGCACUGCACAGAGCUGACAGAUUUGAUGAGAAAUCAUUUGAGUGAAAAACAUGCUUUGCGUUUAGAGUGGAUGAUAGUGAUACUCAUCACCAUAGAGGUCAUGUUUGAACUUGGCAGAGUUCUUUUCUGAUAACUUGUGAAUGAUAAGAGAAUUUUGAGAAGAUUGUGAAGAUAAUCCCAACAGCCUUGUGUUUGCUGGACUUCAACAUUAUUCUUCACACUUCUGAAAAGUUCAGCAAGUGUUAUAAUAAAUGUAUGGACACUUGGUGCUAACGAAACAAUUGAAUUCACUGAGGUUAGACCAAAGCUUGAAUUGGAGGUAGUUUCCAAGAAAUCAUGGUCCAGAGUAUAUUGAUCCUUCUUUAAGAUACUGUACCUUUGUUUAGAAAGCAGACAACCAAAGACUGGCUUACUAAAGCUGUACCCACACUUGCAGUUUUUUUAUCUGCUGUAUAGCAGGAAAUUAUGUAAUGAUGCAGUAGUCUGUGCCAUGUAAAAUAAGGCUUUUAUAUGGGUUAUGUCUCACUGUGUGGUGCGUAUUUUGCCACAACUGUGAGCCAUUUGCCAGAAUUGAGGGAAGCGCUUCCAGUAUUGUACUACUGUGUUUGUGGGGAAUAAGUUAUCCAUAGAAAAAUAAGUGUGUUGGGAGAAAAAUAGGCUGAACUCUUCUCCCAAACAUGCUAAUUUGUUUUGUGCAGUUUUUUUAAAUAGGGAAGGAUUUAAACAUUGUUUUCCCCCGUCCGCAGCAUACGUAGGAACAGCUCAGGAAAAACAUAGCUCUUGGCCUGGGCCAGAAGUAGGAGCCCAAACUGAUGAACUGGUUCAGUCUUGAAACUGAAUCCAUAAACAGAAAAAGCAGUAACUGUCCCAGGAAGUUAGGAGGUUCUUUUGAGGAUGAGAGAGCAUUUGUCUCUUCUAACUCUAGAGACAUGGACAAGAGAAUGUAUUUUGUAGGAAAUUGGAAAAAGGACUCAGAAAGUGAGUUAUCCUGCAUUUAUCUCAACUCCCCACACCAAGCACAAACUGUUUCUUUCUGAUUAGUUAUUUGCUGUCCUGAUCUAAAUAAACCAUAUUCAAAUUUGAAAUUGCCCCAAAAUUUCUAUCCAGAUGAUGCACUAAAUAUGACGGUCUCUUCAAUCAGAAGCACCUAGCUAGUUCAGAUUGACUUUAACCUACUUCUCCAAGGAGCAACAGACAGUUAUCAAGUUUGCUUGUGAGAGAUUUCAAGUGGGACUAAUAAAUGUGUAGGCAUAAAUUUCAUCAAAAUGUUUACAGAUGUCUUAGUCCUACUUGAAAUCUCCAACCAACAGGCUUUGUCAAAAUGAAAACAUGGGAAUAGGGUUUUCUCCACUGUGGCACCCUAUGGAUCUUCACCUAAGAGUUUGUUUCCCUGCACAAAUAUCAUUCCGCUGACAGCUAAAGGCCUACUUGUUUAUCUGGAUCUUUGGGGAAGGGUGAAAACAGCUGAUGACAUGUUCUUCCUUGUCUGUACCGUGAAUUAUGUAUUUUAAAUUGUUUUGCUGGUACUGUUUUGUAUCCCUUCAAGAUUUUAACUGCAUAUCUAUUUGUUGCCCUGGGAUCCUAAAGGAAGUGUGUGGUCAAAUUAUAGCUAAUAGUAAUAAAAUAUUUCAUCAUCUUUCCCCCCCUAA
This is a messenger RNA of Podarcis muralis (Common wall lizard), 3047 nucleotides long. It is a transcript of the gene RMND1, whose product is annotated as required for meiotic nuclear division 1 homolog. Gene Ontology annotation, biological process: positive regulation of mitochondrial translation. NCBI's taxonomy places the organism in Eukaryota, Metazoa, Chordata, Lepidosauria, Squamata, Lacertidae. The record is from RefSeq and is a predicted model, not a curated record.